CAUAGUCGUACCUCACUCCUCGAUCCCUUUACUCAGCUGAUUCCUAUCCCAGGACAUAUUGGUGUAGCCGGUCGGGUCUUUCUUCAGCACAGCCUUGCAGCAUCGUCUCGCCCAAUCAGUACCGCCGAGGUUCUCGUUCUACUGUAUGAGUGACAAGUCCGGUGGCAAGGCGUCGUCGGGAGAAAAGCCGUCUUCCCCUUCCCCAUCAAGCCGGUCCCUGUCCAGAGAGCUACCAGUAUCGCUUGCCCAGACCUGUACGUGUAGUACGAAUACUCCUCGGCUAGCCCUUCGCAUCAACAAGAAACCCAGCAGCAAGCGGCACCACCAGUCCGCCGACGACAACAACAAUAUGUCCAAGCUAUCCGACCCUUUAAAACAGCUCAUCAACGCCACCCACGCUCUCCCGGGCUAUCUCAAAGCACCAUCAUCGAUCCGCUCGACGUACUCCCGCGUAGCCAACAGCGCCCGAGACCAUGGCAUCGGCAUCCCAGCCUGGCUGACCAUGGCCACGGCGACGACCAUGACCAUGAACUCCCCCGGCGCCAUGGUCGAACUAUAUCAUCUCACGCAAUCACUCCCGUCACCACCUCCACCCGCCGUAACGGCCGGCCUGAUGCGCGAAGUCGGUCUGAAAUGCAUCUCGUUCAACGGCAUCCCGCGCACCAUCAACUGCCUGGGUGCCUUUCGCGAGGGCAUGCCCAAGGACGUCUUCGACAGCAUCCCGGCCCAACCGUCGCGCCAACUCGAACCAGACACCCUCCGCGACUCCAUCUCCCGCGGCCGCGCGCUUUGGGACAGCGUCUACAAACCCUUUGAGGGCAAGUUACUCGACAAGCUCGCCCAGAGCCAUCCCAACCUGCCCGUGCACAUCAUCAACGGACACUACUCCAACUUGCUGUCGGACCCACCGAGCGACUCGCCCAUCAAGGUCGGCCGCGUCCUCACCUCGCUCGUCGCCAUUGCCUGCCUGCGCGCCCAGACCGGUGUUGGCCCACAGGUCACGAGCCACAUCUUUGGCCUACGGAAAGCGUACGCCGACGGCUCGGCCGAAAAGGACAUCGAAGGCGGCGAAUGGCUCGCGACUGACGAGGGCAACCAGUGGAUUCUAAACGCCAUCGAUGAGAUCGUCCAGGGCUUGACGGAAGGACGCGGCACCACCUUCGCGCCGGGCAUGGGUGCCAAGCUGCAGGCCAAGCUGUGAGAGGCCCUACCUACCGUAGGCACCUGUAGUCGAGGGGUCGUGGUCAAGAGUCUCAAAGGCCGCGUCGCAUCGCGGGUGGCAAGCUAAGCUAUACCGAAAGGAUAAAAAGAAUCUAACAUAGAUGGGGAGCGUCAACUUAGGACAUUUACACGAAACCAUCCCCGUCAUGACCUGUGCCUUAGAAAAAUGGUAUUCGCACAUAUUCCGCAUUUGAGAGGAAAAGUAUCGCAGAUGCUACAAUCUUGUCCCAUAUGUGCAUUUAUGCUCGCCAUGCUAGCUAGUAUAUAUCAGAGCUCUCGUCUACC
Molecule: messenger RNA, 1506 nt
Organism: Exophiala xenobiotica
Lineage: Eukaryota; Fungi; Ascomycota; Eurotiomycetes; Chaetothyriales; Herpotrichiellaceae
Exons: 2
Coding region: 146-1201 (351 amino acids)
Source: RefSeq, a predicted model, not a curated record